AUGAUACCCGCCACUUAUCAGUCCGUUGAGGGAUACCAGUGUCUCGAUGAUCUUUUCGAUCCCGAGAUCAAUAGGAAGGCGUUACAAAAUGCCUUGCAGCAGGCUACUAAGGAUAAUGUUGAGGGUCCGGGCCGUGAUGUUGUGCAAUCCGCACAACCCUUUGGGAAGAUGCUACUGGAAACCUUAAGAGAGAUUGCCGGUUUCUGUGGCCAGCAUGACUUGCACCUGAUUUGUGAUGAAAUUUUCGCCAUGUCUGUUUACGACAACCCAGAGGUUCCAGACGCAGUCCCAUUCACUUCUGUAUUGGCCUUGAACCUUGACGACAAUAUCAAUCCUCAGAAGGUCCAUGUUGCUUACGGCAUGGGUAAGGACUUCUGUGCAGCCGGGUUUCGAUUAGGCGUGCUACACUCUAGGAAUGAAGGUCUCAUAACGGCAGUAUCUACCAUCAGCGUUCUUGGAUGGGUACCAUAUAUCGUGCAAGACAUCUGGGCCAACAUGUUAACGGAUGAUGGGUUUCGGGUCGACUUUAUGAGCAAGAACCGCAAGUUACUCACAGAGCACUCUGCAAUCUUGACUGCCUUCCUACAGGAACAUGAAAUUCCGUAUUACUCCAAGGUUAAUGCUGGUGUUUUCGCCUGGGUCAACCUGCAGCGCUAUCUUUACGAUAAGUCCGAGGUUUCAGCUACCGACUUGUUUAGGUCUAAUGAUAAAUUCUAUCGAGACCGUGAAAUGACGCUGUGGAAUCGCUUGCUUGCGUCUGGUGUAGGACUUGGUCUCGGCAGCUGGUAUUCCGCAGAAGAGCCAGGCUGGUUCCGCGUCAGCUUUGCUGUCGAAAAGGAGGCGUUGCGUAUCGGGCUUGAGAGAUUGAUUAAAACCUUACGGGAGGUUAAAGCAGAGGGAUGGAAAUAG
Messenger RNA from Daldinia childiae, 909 nucleotides. RefSeq names its product 1-aminocyclopropane-1-carboxylate synthase 1. Gene Ontology annotation, molecular function: transaminase activity; pyridoxal phosphate binding. NCBI's taxonomy places the organism in Eukaryota, Fungi, Ascomycota, Sordariomycetes, Xylariales, Hypoxylaceae. The record is from RefSeq and is a predicted model, not a curated record. The transcript is spliced from 5 exons. The coding region runs from base 1 to 909 and encodes 302 amino acids. Gene Ontology annotation, biological process: amino acid metabolic process; biosynthetic process.